AUGAUCUCGAACAGUGGUGUCGAGUAUGUCCUGGAAGCUCCGAUAUCGACGUCGGUGCGAAAAGAGGACGACAGGAUGACAUAUGUGAAUAAGGGUCAAUUUUAUACCGUCUCAUUGGACUACAUUCCGGAUCUGUGUAAGCCGUUGAAAAGCCCUACCGUCAAAAGCCAGCUGAUGAUCGUCUUCCGAGAAGAUAAAACUUACGAGGAAGAAAUCAAAACCUGGCAAUUCUGGCACUCCAGGCAGCAUUCUGUCAAACAGCGAAUAUUAGAAAUCGAUGCUAAGAAUAGUUCCGGAAUGAUUGGUCAAAUUGAAGAAAUCGCUCACAACGCUGUGCAGUUUUACUGGAAUCCAACCGAACAGUCAAGCGUCAAAAUCAGCAUCGCGGUGCAGUGCUUGUCAACUGAUUUUAGUAAUCAGAAAGGCGUCAAAGGCCUUCCACUGCAUAUCCAGAUAGACACCUACGAUGAAAACGACAAUGCUGAUGUGCCUUUCCAUCGGGGAUACUGCCAGAUCAAGGUCUUCUGCGAUAAGGGAGCGGAACGAAAAUUACGGGACGAAGACAAAAGAGCCCAAAAGCGUAAAUUAGCAGGUAAUUGCAAAAAUUGCAGCUAA
Molecule: messenger RNA, 615 nt
Organism: Gongylonema pulchrum
Lineage: Eukaryota; Metazoa; Nematoda; Chromadorea; Rhabditida; Gongylonematidae
Source: the annotation of a GenBank genome assembly